CCUUCGAACUUCACAGAUUGAUCGCUUUUCAAUCUUCUCCAACUUUGCUACUACUUUGAUUAUAGCUUCUUUUCUUUUGCUUUCCAUUAUAUAACCUACCUGGCCGUAUAUAUACCUAUAUAUAUUUCCCUUACAUACCCACCUACCAACCCACAUAUGCAAAAUCAGGCGAAGUUGCAUAUUCAUAUCGAAACUUGACUUAAAACAGGGACCACAACACCCCCCGUGCUACCUACCAAGUCACUUACGCACAUCAUCGGCCAGUCCGCUACUAAGAGCGUCGUAUCGAGGUCACACGCAACAACUGUGUGAGCGCGUGUGUUUGUGGACACGACAGAAAACGAAAAGAAAAAAGACUCCCUACCUACACAAUCAACUACGUCUGCUUAGCUUGUCUGCGACUCUCUUAAGCUCCAAGCCACAUACGAAAGCAGCCCCGCGCAUCCCCCCAGCUAUCGAAUUAGUACCUUGGGGUUUCCGCCGACGCUCCUCUUCUGUCAUCACAGUCCGAAAUCUACAGCCACAUUAUUUAUUGACCUGCAAAAAGCACAGCUCACAUUAUUUUAUCUUCAUUUUUACAUAUAUUUAUAUAAUUUUGCCCACGAAACUACUCACUACCGGCGUCCUUCGACCUACAUCGGACAUUUUUGACGUAUAACGCCUUUACUAUGCCGUAUAAACUGUCGGACGACGAUCUGGCCUACGGCGAGUCGUACGGUGGAAGGUGGGACAGAAAUCGUUUCACGGUCGAGAGCGACCGCACUCGCCCAGGCCCAGAGAGGGAACGUUUCGAGGAACACGAUCGAUUUGUUAGUCGUGGCCCGAGUGGACGGGUUCGUGAGGCCUCGGUAGAUGAAAGAUUUGAACGAAGAGCACCCCGACCGUGGGAUGAUGAUUUUCCUCGCGAGAAGAAGUACUACGAUGAUGGGCCUCGCUUUCUUCGACGAUCACCGCCUCCCGAAUUAGAGAGACGGGUCGUUCUCGAACGAGAGCGCGAGCGUGAACGAGAACCUCGCCACUCAUCUCCCCCGCGACGCCCAGGACAAUUGCUUCGGCGUCAAUCGUCCCUUGAUACCUUUGACAGACGACCCGCCCCAAGGUUCUACGAAAAGGAAGAGCGCGGGCCCCCAGUACGUCGCAGCGAUUAUCACCCUGAACCGUACAAGCCCAUCCCCCUUCCGAGGUCCCGAGCGCUUCCCCCGCCGAGAUUGUAUACCGAGCGCGAGUACGACGAAAUCAAGAUUUCAGAACCAGAACACUACGGAGACGAAGAAUUCCACGCAUACCCCGAGAUCAUCAGGGAAAGGGAUAUGGUUAAGUCAAGAAGACGGCGCAACAGUAGUGAAUCAAGAGAUAAACUUCGCGUUGACAGCAGGGCCAGCAGGAGCAGCAGGAGCGUCUCACGCACUUCGUUUUCGUCAGAUGACACAAGCAGCAGCGGAGGCACUACCGUCAAGAGCGGUAAAAGUUCCAAGAGUGUCAAGAGUGUUAAAAGUGUCAAAAGUAUCAAGAGCGAUGGCCUUAAAAAGGGAAAGACGAGAAUCCCAAUUAGACUCGUCUCAAAGAGAGCGCUUAUUGAGCUCGGUUAUCCAUUUGUUGAGGAGGAAAAUGUCAUUGUUGUGCAAAACGCGCUUGGCCAACACCACAUUGACGAACUACUCAAAUUGAGCGAGGAAUUCAAAAAGGCCGAACAAGAGAUUGCUGCUGCUCGUUCAAGCGCUGGCGGGAUAAUGGAAGAAAGGAGAGAAGAGUUUUACACCAUUCCACCGCCACCCGUUGCGGUGCCUGCUCCCCUUGGGCCUCCUCCUGGGCCCCCUCCUCCCGUUAUGCAUACUGCAGCCCCUGUCGCACCAGCCCCUUCUCCCCCUGUCGCCUUCGACCUAUAUAGAGACUAUCAACGCGAGGGUUCCCCAGCGCGUAGCACUCGCAGCCGCCGGAGUCAUUCCAUCUCCACGUCUCGCACUCCAGUCAUCAUCGAGCCCCGAGAAUAUCACGAAUACAGCGAGGACAUUUCUGUUGGGCCCCUAGCAUUAGUUAGCGAUCGACGACGGGGCGAUAAGGAUAUCAAAUUAGAAAUAGCACGGCUCGAAGCCGAACGCGACCUAUUGAAAAGCGACCGACACCACCACCACCAUCACUCGCAUUCUCGUCACCGAUCUCAUAGCCGCAGCACUAACCGCGAGCUUGUCUCUGCUGAGCGCCUGCCAACGGGUGAGCUGGUGCUCUACGAGGAGCAGGUGGAAAGGAUUGAAGAGCCACGGCGCGGAGUACGCCUUGAGAAGGACAAGAAAGGUCCGCCGCCUGGUUUAGUGAGGGCUAUGCUUGCUACUCUCACGUAGUCGCUUGACCACGUUUUUCAGAGCUUUAGUACAUUUUUGAACUACUUGAGAUGAAUAUAUAAAGAAAAAAACGAAGAAGAUGAAGAUUUGGAUAAAGGCGUUGGUAUUGAUCCAAUUUUCACCGAGGGGCUUAGAAUCUAUUGGGGGAUUGUCCUAGGUUGGGCAUCCCCAUCAGUCACGAUUUUUCACGAUAUUUCAGUUAAUGGCGUUUCAGUACAUCUUUGGCAUCUGCUUUGUUCCAAAUAUAUUUUGGCAGAGACUGGCUUAUUUUGAAAUUAACACUAUUAACGUACAUGAUGGUAUGAUCUUAGUCUGAUUAUCUGAUAUAUCAUUGUCACCCCUCAGAUUAUGUGUAGCUGGUCGCUAUUAUUACAUAAUCGAUAUGGAGGGAAAUGCUAUAUACCAGGAAGGGUUUUGGAUGAUAUAAUGACUCAACUGUUUCUUAGACAACUAUUACCUUAUUCCGCAAUUAAUGAACAAUGACCUUUAUCAUAGUCCA
Messenger RNA from Hypoxylon fragiforme, 2838 nucleotides. RefSeq lists its product as uncharacterized. Lineage: Eukaryota; Fungi; Ascomycota; Sordariomycetes; Xylariales; Hypoxylaceae. The coding region runs from base 669 to 2339 and encodes 556 amino acids. The transcript is spliced from 3 exons. The record is from RefSeq and is a predicted model, not a curated record.